AUGUCAAAGCCCAAGGUUCUCCAGCUCGGCGAGAUCGUUCUUGCUCACGACAAAUGGGAGCAAUUGACCGAUGUUGCAGAGAUUGUGACUCCCAAAGCCACAAACAGAGAAGAGUUCAUUGCCGAGUGCAAGAGUGGACGAUUCGAUGAUGUGAUUGCGGCAUACAGAACGUUUCCCUCGGUCAGCAUUACGGGUAUUUUUGACGAGGAACUGGUGCAAGCUAUUCCCAAAAGCUGGCGCUUUCUCGCACACAAUGGCGCUGGGUAUGAUCAAGUAGACGCGCACGCCUGUGCUGCUAGAGACCCUCCACUUUUGGUCUCCAACAUUCCUACCAUUGCCGACGACAGCACUGCUGAUACGGCUGUGUUUCUCAUCCUCGGUGCUCUCCGCAAUCUCAAUCCUUCCAUGCAGGCCUUGCGUGAAGGAAAGUGGAAGGGUUCGCCUCCGCCUGCUCUUGGCCACGAUCCUCAAGGCAAGACUUUGGGCAUUCUUGGUAUGGGCGGUAUUGGCCGUAACUUGAAAGUCAAGAUGGAUGUCUUUGGCAUGAAGGCCAUCUAUCACAACAGAAGAAAGAUGAGCAGUGAGGACGCAGCUGGCGCCGAGUACGUGAGCUUCGACGAACUGCUUGCGAGAUCUGAUGUCUUGAGCUUGAAUCUACCUUUGAAUCCCAAGACACGCCACAUCAUCUCAACCGCCGAGUUUGCAAAGAUGAAGAAGGGAGUAGUAAUCGUGAAUACUGCUCGCGGACCUGUCAUGGACGAAGACGCACUGGUCAAAGCCCUGGACUCUGGCCAUGUGGCUUCCUGCGGUCUCGACGUGUUUGAGGAGGAGCCCAAAGUCCAUGAGGGUCUAAUCCGCAAUCCUAGAACAGUUUUGGUUCCACAUAUGGGCACGUGGUGCAUCGAAACCCAAAUGAUGAUGGAGGAGUGGACCAUCGGCAACGUGAGAGAGGCGGUCACCAAGGGAAAACUUGUUAGUCCCGUGCCGGAACAUGUUGAUUUGCAAUGA
Aureobasidium uvarum is the source of this 1008-nucleotide messenger RNA. Lineage: Eukaryota; Fungi; Ascomycota; Dothideomycetes; Dothideales; Saccotheciaceae. The record is from the annotation of a GenBank genome assembly.